UGUCAAGGUCGAAUUACAGUAAAAUGUAAACAACGAAAUACACUUUUCAUCAUGCUUCGACCCGAAAUGACGUCCUAUAUUUAACAUUGAAUUGUGUUCUUUUUCUUUAAUAAUUCAAAGUGUGAUUUCAAAUAUAUAUCAUACAGUGAACUUAAGAUAUAUCAAGGUUUUAUCGCUUUAUUUUAUUAUUAACUUUACGUGUAUUCGGAUAGUCACAUUUCAAAAAGGUUAUGCUUCGUCAAGGAAUACUUAGAUGUCAGCGGGCAUUUGCUCCGUCGUUACAAGUUUCAAAGACUACUGUGAAUAGAAAUGGCACGGCUUACGUCAGAACAUGUUACGCUGUCCAGACAAGACGGGCAUCGGCUGCUGCCCCUACCGCUGACACCCUUAAAAAACCGGAUAUGUUUUGCUACCAGUGUGAACAGACGAAGUCAAGGCGUGGGUGUGUUACGGUGGGGGUAUGUGGUAAAUCACCACAGGUCGCCGCCCUGCAAGAUUUACUCAUGUACGUAAUCAAAGGACUAGCCGUACAUGCUAACAGGGCGAUCAAUAUGGGUGUAUAUUCUAAUGAAGAGUGUGAUGAUUUUGUAAAAAAGGCAAUGUUUAGCACGUUAACGAACGUGAACUUUGACCAGGACAGAUUCCCGGAAUACAUAAGACAGGCUGUAGAAUACCGGGAAGAAUUUAGAGUUCCCCUUCUUGCCGCUUAUGCUAAAAGCGGGAAACCAGUGUGCGAGGCCUUAACACAAGGUCCCGCUGUAUGGAAAUCAGAAAAGGGAUACGAAGAUCUAGAUUAUCUCGCUAGUGAAGGGCAUAAAGUGGGUGUGUUGGAAGAUCAACAGAUCUAUGGUCCGGAUAUAAACGGUGUACGAUAUAUGACACUGUAUGGUAUAAAGGGGCUGUCGGCAUAUGCUUGCCACGCGGAUGCGCUGGGUGAGUCAGAUCCAUGGGUGUCAAAAUUUAUAUACAGGGCCCUUGACUUCCUGGAAAGUGCCAGUCAAGCAGACAAAUUUGACUUGGGCUUAAAUCUAAAGCUAGCCCUUGAUGUGGGUGCGACCAAUAUGAGAGUGAUGGAGCUACUUGACAAGGGACACAGGAGGUUGCUAGGUGUACCUACACCCACAAAUGUAUUAUCAACUCCAAAGGCAGGAAAGUGUAUACUGAUAUCAGGACAUGACUUGGUUGACCUUCAUACAUUACUGAAGGCCACAGAGAGCACAGAUAUCAACGUGUACACACACGGAGAAAUGAUGCCGGCACACAUGUAUCCAAAACUGAAUGCAUUUAAGAGUCUUGCAGGGCAUUUUGGUGGAGCAUGGCAGAACCAGAAAAUUGACUUCGCAACAUUUCCGGGACCAGUGCUGGCAUCUACUAACUGUGUUAUUGAACCACUACGCUCGUAUCGUGACAGACUUUACACGCUCAAUGAAACAGGAAUAAAUGGAGUGAAACAUUUAGAUCUCCAUGAUCCUGUUCAGCUUCAGCAACUUCUUGAGCAUGCACAAAGUUUGCCAGGUUUUGAUGCUAAAACAGCAAAUAAGUAUGAGGACCGCAAUCUUGUUGUUGGGUUUGGAAGAGAAGUCAUCUUACAACAUGCAGACACUGUUAUAAAUGCGGUGAAAACUGGCGACUUACAGAGAAUCUGUGUCAUUGGUGGAUGUGACGGCUCGGAACACAAACGGAACUACUUUACCAAUCUUGCCCAAUCCUUACCUGCGCAGACGCUCAUCCUUACCAUGGGAUGUGCUAAAUAUAGACUAAACACUAUCAACUUCGGGACAUUGGGGAAUACAGGUAUUCCCCGACUUUUGGAUAUGGGGCAAUGUAAUGAUAGUUAUGGUGCUAUCAUGGUAGCGAAAGCUCUUGCCGAUGUUUUGGAAACAGACAUAAAUAGUCUGCCUUUAUCAAUUUCACUAUCCUGGUUUGAGCAAAAGGCGGUUGCUGUUUUGUUGUCCUUAUUGAGUCUCGGGGUAAAGAAUAUUAAACUGGGACCGAUUAUGCCUGCAUUCCUUACCCCUGGGGUGAGACAAGCGCUGGAGGAGACGUAUGGCAUUGUGCCAAUUGAUAUCCGACAUCCUAUGGAAGACAUGAACGACAUGCUUCAUAAUUAGACAACUGGUUUCAUAUAGACAUUGAUACAAUGUGAAUAUAUAUAGACAUAUAACAAGGUGAAACCUAUCUCUAAUUAACUUUGUUACGUAAGAAAUUAUAGAUCUAUAACUAAUUGUUAUCUUUCUCUACUUUUGAUGCAAUGGAAAUUGUACAUGUGUACAGUUGUAUUGUUGCAUAUCAACUUUAAUAUGAUGUGAAGGUUAAUACUGUAACAACUUACAUGAUUACCAAGUUACAAUAAAAUGUGAAGUUCAACCUGUUAGAAAAAAAACAACUUUGAUAAGAUGAUCCAUAUCAGCUGUAGGACUUGUAAACUUUUCAAAGUACAUUGUCAUUUACUUAAUGUGAAAAGUCAUAUUUUGUUUAAAGUAAAAUGCACAACUUUAAAACGUAUGUCAGCUAUUUGCUAGUGAUAGCUUUUCUAUUUUUCACAAAUUAUUACUCAAGGACUAUUCAUUUCUAAACUACUAUCUGCUGUAAAUUUAGCUUUUAAGUUUUCAACGUAACCUAAUUAAAGCUAUGACAUAACUGUUUUUAUACUGUGACAGGACAGGUAGUGCCGCAUCUGUUAAAAUAACAAAAUGUGAAAAAAAACAGGGAUUUAAUUAAUUAAAGGAACUUCACUGAGGUGCUUAAGCCUGAAAAUAUAUAAUUUAAAUUUCUUACAUUAGGUUAACGGGGGCACUUGAAACAGAAAGGUCUACAAAAGAUAAUUAAUAAUAAGACUCAGAAAUUAAUUGAAAUAUAAUUGUUUUGCUAUAAACAGUUUAAUUUGAGCGAAAGGCAUUGCAAUGCUUUUCAAUUCGGUUAUUUUUCACAAUUGGAGUAAUCAUUCUGGAAAAACUGAAUAAGCGAUUGCUCUAUGAAACUUUGCACAAAAGUUACUUUACUAGAAGUACAACAAGUGGAACAUUAAUCUCGAAAAUUUGUAUCCAGACCCAUCAUGUCAAAAUACCUCAGUGAGUCCCUUUAAAGUUUUGAAAGCCAGAACUACUUUAGAUACAUUUUAUAUUGCACAUUUAGAAAACUAACACAAUCAAAACUGGAUUGGCAUGGUAAAGGCCUUGUUUUGUUUGGUAGAUGUCAUUAUCCUCAAUAAGCUCUCUCUCAGGCUAAACGUCUCAAUGAUGUAAAUAUUUAUCCCCUGAAACAGUCCUAUCCUUUUAAUUAAAGGACCAAUUUAAUCCUGAUGAAACGGGUGAUUUUAUUAUGUGGUUUCCAUGUAAAAGAAUUUUUUUUAUGAAUUAUUGUUCUUGAGUGUUAUUGUAGUUUUUAUUGUAAUAUAUACAUAUUAUACAUCAUUUUAUAUAUAAAUAUUAGCUGUA
This is a messenger RNA of Ruditapes philippinarum (Manila clam), 3437 nucleotides long. RefSeq names its product hydroxylamine reductase-like. NCBI's taxonomy places the organism in Eukaryota, Metazoa, Mollusca, Bivalvia, Venerida, Veneridae. Gene Ontology annotation, biological process: response to hydrogen peroxide. Gene Ontology annotation, cellular component: cytoplasm. The transcript is spliced from 9 exons. Gene Ontology annotation, molecular function: peroxidase activity; hydroxylamine reductase activity; iron-sulfur cluster binding. The record is from RefSeq and is a predicted model, not a curated record. The coding region runs from base 231 to 2111 and encodes 626 amino acids.